ACAGAUACCGAAAAAUGGCGGAGCUCAGGAGGAUCUGUCCUGAGUCUUUGCCCUUUCGUCCACGAAAAGCUUCAUUUCAAGGAAAGCUUUUCAUCCUGCUAUGUAUCCUUAUAGUCGAUUCUGGAGGAGCUACCACGCAUUGGGUCGUUACCGAGGACGGGAAGAUCCAGCAGCAGGUUGACUCUCCCCUGAAUCUGAAGCAUCCACAUGAUGUAGUGAUCUUCAUGAGGCAAGAGGCUCGUGUGAACUACCUCAGGAAACUCGAGAAGCAGCUAGUUGCCCAGAAGAUUCACAUUGAGGAAAACGAGGAUCGGGAUACUGGGCUUGAGCAGCGACACUACAAAGAGGACGUAGACUGUGUCAUGGCGAAGGUUCCACUUGGAGACCUGGAUCUGUACGAUGGCACAUACAUCUCAAUGGAAAGCAAAGACAUAAGCCUAGAAGAUUUUGUGGACUAUAGGUCAGCUCUGCCUCCAGAUCUGGAAAAGCCAGAGUGUGCAAAAGUGUUGGAACUUCCUUACAGUGUUCAUGCAUUCCAACAUCUCAGGGGUGUUCAAGAGCGAGAAAAUCUUACCUCCCCGUUGUUGUCGAAGGAGGACCCCAUUUUUUCCUCACUGUCCCAUAAACUGGGCCGUAAUAUUGAUUUUGUGGGUCAUCGCAUCCAUCAGGGCUUACUAAGGAAUUCAUCGUCCUGGGUCCUGUACAACAUGGCGUCCUUCUAUUGGCGUAUGAAGAAUGAUCCGCAGAGGGCUUUGGACUGUGUGGUCAGAGCUCUCCACUUCUCUCCGAGGCAACACAAGGAUGUCGCCUUGAUAAACAUGGCCAAUAUUCUGCACCGCGCCCACUUCUCAGCAGAUGCUGCCAUUCUGGCCCAUGCUGCUCUGGACCUGACUGCUGACCUCUUCACCAGCCACUACACACUGGGCAACAUCUACGCUAUGCUCGGGGAGUACAACCACUCCGUGCUGUGUUAUGAACAGGCACUGCAGGCUCAACCAGGCUUUGAGCAGGCUCUGAGGAGAAAGCAUGCUGUGCUCUGUCAGCAGAAACUCGAGCAGCGCCUUGAAGCCCAACACAGGUCCCUACAACGCACAUUGAAUGAGCUGAAGGAGUACCAGAAGCAGCAUGACCAUUACCUUCGCCAACAGGAGGCACUCGACAAACACAAGCUGCUGCAGGAAGAGCAGAUCCUUCGCAAUAUUAUUCAUGAGACACAGAUGGCAAAAGAGGCCCAACUUGGGAAUCACCAGAUGUGUUUACUGAGCCAACAGCAGCGAAGUCUUUACUGCCCCCAUGAUCAGCCUGUGCGUUAUCACCGUGGUGAUUUGUUUGAACAUGUCCACUUUGUUCAAUUUGGAGAAGAUGUUUCAGUAGCGUCUAGUGUUGCGCUAGUCUCGCAGCAUAGCUCCAAUCAGACAUCUGCAAGUCCUCAGCUGCACCCCUCUGUUUCUGGAAACCAGGACGCUGUUGCUGCUCUCUGGGGUGGCAGUGAUCACACACAGGACAUGCAAAAGAUGUUGUGGCCUCAGAGGGCUGACUGUGCCAACAAAUUUCCAAGUGUCCCUCCUGCUGAUCAACUGCCAACAUUCUACUUGUCGCCCCAAUCUCAAGGCCUCAGCACAGUGGCAUCUCUCUUGUAUAAGAGUGGCAGUCCCCCGACCACCAUGGAUCUACCAGAGUGUGGGCCUGUCCCUCAAUCACAUCCCACUCUUCUUCCAACAUCACUAGACUGGCUGCUGGAGGAAAAGGAGCUCCAGGACGCUUUUGCCGUUGAGAUCCUACAAUCACGCAGUGGAGGAUGGACUUUGGAGCAGAUUGGCUCCAGAAUAUCUCAAGUUAUGAAACAAGCCACUCUCCCCAGAUGGCAAGUCUACAACGAAGCCUCUUUAUACUGGCGUGCAAAAGGCAAUAGUAGUAAUGCCCUCCAGUGCCUGCGCCAUGUAUUGAUUUCAGCCCCGUCCACCCACCGAGUAGUGCCGCUCACCAACGCCGCUAACCUGCUGCUCCAUCACGGUUUCACAGUGCAAGCACAGCCUCUGCUGGAACAAGCUUUGGCUCUCAACGCUUCAGAGCCUCACAUCCUGCUCAGCCUGGUGAGUCUGCAGUUGGCCCAGGGAAAUGUGACAGGUGCUCUGGACUUGUUCCGUGACAUCUUGCUGACUGCCGUGUCCUCCACAACUUCCUUCUCAUCCUUCGCUGACUGUGAACAGUGUCGCACCAGCAUCCCUUUGCUGCGUUGUCUGCAGUUCUACCCCUUUCUUUACAAUCUGCCACAGCGUCAGCCUUGCUCACAGGGCACCACCUGUUUGAUCGAUGAGGAUCUUGGAAUUCAGUUAGAAGAGUGGGAGGGAAGCGAUGAGAAACUGGAAACACCUGCCAUUGAUGACUCACUGCUGUUUGAAAAGGUAAUCCUGGACAGUAAUGGCUCUGGAGAGGCUGCUGCAGAACCCCGAAAUUCUCCAUCCCCAGCGUCCAACAUGGCCUCUCCAUUUGUCAGUGGAGGUGUGGAAGUGGAAGAGGAGUGGCAGCUGAAGGAAGACCUCAUGGGUGCUUUUGAAGGAGCCUUGGACGUGGGGGGUAAACAGGGAGAUUUGCGUGGCAUCCGUGUGCUGAAGAAUGACCGCGUCAUGGGGGCUCGUGCUGGAGGAGGUCCCUGCUUUGGAAACUGUGAAGAUGACGAAGGAGCUGAAUGGAUUACCUUUCAAGUGAAACGUGUCAGGAAGUCAAAGGGAGAUGGGACGGAGGCUGUUUCCACCUAUGAUGAGGGCCAGAGCGUGGAAUCCCUGCCAGGGGGCCACUCUGUAUUAGAGAUCAGUGGGCCAACAAUCCCAUCCCCAGGCCCUUCUGGACGCUGGAGGGAUUACACAAGUCUUGGCUGGCCCGGGCCAGAGGAGUGCCAACGCACACGCAGAGUGGACCUCACCACUGUCGCCAGCACCUGGUUGGCUGUGUCUGCUAAGAAUAUAGAUAUUACAGAGCACAUAGACUUUGGCACUCCGCUCCAGGAGCCAGCGGCUGAACCUUUAUGCAAUGCCAACCUGGCUGCCAGCAUGCACACCCUGGAUCACCUGGCUGGCAUGGCCAACAGAGCAGCCAUCCACUACACAGGAGAAAGCCAACUACGUGAGGUUCUGCAGAACCUUGGCAAGGAGAAGUUCCCGCCUCAGUCCUUUGAGCAAGUUGGAACACGUAUCGCUAAAGUUUUGGAGAAGAAUCAGACUUCGUGGGUUCUAUCCAGCAUGGCUGCUCUCUACUGGAGGGUCAAAGGUCAAGGCAAAAGAGCAAUAGACUGCUUGAGGCAGGCCCUAAACUACGCCCCACAUCAGAUGAAGGACGUGCCUCUCAUCAGCCUGGCCAACAUCUUCCAGAACGCUCGCCUGUGGGAGGACGCGCUGACCGUCGCCCGCAUGGCUGUGGAAAUUGCACCACACUUUGUUGUCAAUCACUUUACCCUCGCUAACGUCUACAUAGCCAUGGAGGAGUUUGAGAAAGCAAUGCGCUGGUAUGAGUCGACUCUGAAGCUGCAGCCGGAGUUCGCCCCGGCGAAACAACGGCUGAGGACCAUCCAGUGUUACCUGCUAACCAAGAGGGAGCGUCGGCAGCCGUGACACGCUUCAGCAGCGCUGGACCCCAGCAGUAGCCCGCAGUCAUACACGUGCACGCUCUCUCCUCUGUAGUUUACUGCGAUACUGUUCAAUCAGAAAUCAAUACUGAUAUUAAAUUGAUGCUCAUUCUUUGCAAAAAUAAUCUGCAAUUGAAACUGUACACUUACAGUUGCAACAGGAACUUGAACACAAAGCGGUGCCUCUUCUUGCUUACUGAGAGAUACAUAAUGCGAUACUGUUUGUAAACUCACGCUGAGGUCGACUACUGCUUGGCUUGAUGCAGACAAAAUCUUUUGUGGGUAGUGGAGACCCAAACGCUGCACUUCAUAUUGAGAUUCUGCAAACAGAAGUACGGAAGUAUGCACACUGAGUCACAUUUUACAAACGUUUAAAAGGGAAAAACUUGAUCUACUUUUUAUCUCGUAGGAACUUUGAUAAGUGGAAAUGGAAUAUGAAAUAUGGGAAGCUGAUAGAACUGGUCACAUGAUGUGGUCUCCAAAUUGAACUGUGUGUGAUGGUGUGAAAUCGUAAUCCGCUUUAUAUGUUUUUGUCCAACAAUUAUGAAAGUGACUUUCUUAAAUUUCAUGGUUGGAAAAGGUUUUUGGCGCGAGAGGUUGAACAACAAAAAUCCUCAUCAGUUCAUGCUUUAUCAAAUAAUACGUUUUUAUUUGCACUUUUUUUGUCAUUCCUAUUUAUGUGGGACCUGCAAAGUGAAAACUGCUACGCCAUGUGAUGCUGGAGAGAAACCAGAAGGUGGUUUUUUAAUUGCUUUGUAACUUAAGUCAGUCUUCAAGCACAACAGUAAUUUAUCUUUGGUCAUCUCUUAAAAGUAUAUAAUUAAAGUUUUAUUAAACGUUCAGUAUUAAGGCAGCGAUUCUCGUGUUUUAUCUAUGUCUGAGCGGUGGAAUCGGAGGUUUGAACCCUGGGUUGUAUUUUCGGAAUCAUCCACAUAGUGGCAGUGUUGUGAUGGAAAACUGUUUUUCUUUUUCCUUCAUGGUCUUACAUUUAAGAAAAAAAUAUUUCAACGUGCUCUCAAGUAUGGUUUAAUCAUUGGGUGCAUACGAAAUAUUCCUUAUCACCUUAAAAAUAAUAUUGGUGAACUUGAAAUACUCGUUUUUACAUUCAAAACAAUUCACAUUGCUAUUAUUACCAUGUGAUAAUACUUCUACCGGAAGCCAAAUAAAAGCUUUAUUGCCAUGACAUACUCCAGGCUCAGUUUUCUGUAUCAAGGUAUUUAUCAAUUAGCUUUGUUAUAUUUUAUGCAUAGUUCCCAUCAGGACUUGCCAGAGCAAGUCAGCCUUCAUCAUCCUCCCUGUCACACCAAUCCUCUUCAUGUCCUCACUUCCUUCCUCCAUCACCCUCAGUGGUUUGCUUCUCCUUUCACCCGGCAUCUCUAUCUAGAACACUGUAGUGUUAUCUUAAUCAUUACAUUAUAUUUAUCUUUUCUAUGUGGCGUUCAUCAUGUAGCAGUUAAAAACAAUGAAACCUUUAUUCACAGAAAUCAUGAGAACAGUUUUGGUAAUGUAGAUUUUCUAUUGAAACCUGAGUUGAAUCUGUUGCAACACAGCGUCUUCAAGUGGGAUCUGUACAUUAAAUUUACGCACUUGUUUGUUUUCCACCGCAAUUGAAUUGCAGUUCAAACAUCAAGGGAAAACACAUCCUCACUUUUUUGCAGUGAUUAUUCAAGCAUAUGCGUAAGUCGUCAUAUGAAGACAUGGAUGUUGCUUUACUCUAUAUAACACAUUCUGGCUCUUUUAAAUGGCCAAAACUGGACACAGUGCUCCUGGGACACGCUGAUUCCUUUCUUUCUCCUGUCUCUCCACUAAUGUCAACACCAGGAAGUCAGAUGUUUUUUUUAAGCAGGUUCCUACUGAGGUCGGCUUCUCAAGUUUGACCACAAAUUGAUUUGAAUGGGGCCAAUGGCAACCCAUGUCAGGGUCUGUUAUUGGUAUUUGAUGACAAGAUUGCGCUGAUAUUUUAUGCUCCUUGUUCCCAUUUGGUCCCAUGGAGUGUCCCUUCCAUUCCAGAACAGCCUAAC
Messenger RNA from Synchiropus splendidus (mandarinfish), 5643 nucleotides. RefSeq names its product tetratricopeptide repeat domain 17 (gene ttc17). Lineage: Eukaryota; Metazoa; Chordata; Actinopteri; Syngnathiformes; Callionymidae. The transcript has 25 exons. Gene Ontology annotation, molecular function: protein binding. Gene Ontology annotation, biological process: cilium organization; actin filament polymerization. The coding region runs from base 15 to 3608 and encodes 1197 amino acids. Gene Ontology annotation, cellular component: cytoplasm; actin cytoskeleton. The record is from RefSeq and is a predicted model, not a curated record.